CUCGCCGACCGCGCGCGUCCCCGGGAGGCGGGCCCGGCCGCGCGCGGGACAUGGAGGAGCGGGGCGGCGGCGCCGGCGACUUCAGGAAGCACACCGUGGAUCGGCUUCUUCGCCUGAAUUUCCGGGAUGGCAGAACCCGAGUUAACGCCGAGGCGCAGCUGCUGGUGGGCGAGCUGCUGAAGGUGUUCGUCCGAGCAGCGGCACGGGCAGCGCGGCAGGCUCAGGCAGAGGACCUGAAGAAGGUGGAUACUGAACAGGUGGAGAAAGUAUUGCCACAGCUGCUUCUGGAUUUCUAGAGGCUCCUGAAGCACAUGUCGCCUGUCAGCAGACAGUCCUGACACGUGUCUCUGUCCCAGUGUGUCUCUGAGGCUAACGGUCUCAACUUUUUCUUCCUCUGCCGUUUUGCUUCUGUUUCCUCUCCCCCUUAGUAAGCACAACACAGCCCAAAGCAACGAUGGAGUACAAUGAUGCUAUUUUUGAGAAGAGGGUGUCACAGGCUUAUUUUGUUCAACUGAGUACAUAACUGGUUUCUAUCUUGCUGCCUUACUCCUGUAACAGAGGCCUGUAUUUCACAACAUGGUAAGAAGCUGUUGCUUUCUCAGCUAAUGUGAGAAAGAGGUGCUGCUUCACAGAGAUGCAUGGAAAGACUUAAUGGCUGGAAAUACCAUCCAGCCUUCAGGCUCUCCUUGCCUCAAGCAGGAAGCUGUAACAGCAACUCCAGGUGCAGCUCCAAGCCUUCGUACUGAAUAGGUCAUUAACAGGAGCUUAGUCACAGGCUCUUGCCAAAAGCAGGUAACUGAUCUUUAUUUUAUAAAUAAACAGUGUCUGUCCCUCA
Onychostruthus taczanowskii (white-rumped snowfinch) is the source of this 835-nucleotide messenger RNA. It is a transcript of the gene CENPX, whose product is annotated as centromere protein X. Gene Ontology annotation, biological process: DNA repair; resolution of meiotic recombination intermediates; replication fork processing. Gene Ontology annotation, cellular component: Fanconi anaemia nuclear complex; FANCM-MHF complex. The coding region runs from base 51 to 296 and encodes 81 amino acids. Gene Ontology annotation, molecular function: protein heterodimerization activity. The record is from RefSeq and is a predicted model, not a curated record. Lineage: Eukaryota; Metazoa; Chordata; Aves; Passeriformes; Passeridae. The transcript is spliced from 5 exons.